Messenger RNA from Notothenia coriiceps (black rockcod), 831 nucleotides. The record is from RefSeq and is a predicted model, not a curated record. NCBI's taxonomy places the organism in Eukaryota, Metazoa, Chordata, Actinopteri, Perciformes, Nototheniidae.
GACGCACACACAACUUGUCUGCCAGGUUCAACGCGGCGGCUCUUUCUUUAAUUGAAGACAUGUCUGCCAGACGAUGGAACAGCAGUGGGAAACGCACUUCCUACUUUGAUAACAGGUGUGUAGACCACCAGGUGAAACAGAGCACGUCCAUCGCAGAGGCCACUUCAGUAACGGUGCAAUUAUAAUACAUAUCGCUAGAUGGCGCCAAUGGCUAAAUCACAGUGGUCUCUCUCACACAGGACUUGCUGGCUGAUAGUUUUAUUCCAGGCAGCAGAGGACGACUGGGACCUUGGGCUGCCUUUUAACAACUCUAUGGAUCUCAGUACUGACUCUGGGACACUCCCCCGCCACACCACUGUAAGAGGACCGAUGUUGGGGCAGGAACUAUCCCUGUCUAAUUCUCGCUGUCAGACAGAAACUGGAAGCACCAUCUCACUACAUUUGUUGGAGUUUAAAACCCAUCUACUUGAAGCUGUGGAGGAGCUGCAUAUUCGGAGGGAUGCAGAGACUCGCUUCGAGGAUCAGAUCAGCAAACUGGUGCUGGAGAAGCAAGAGCUGGAGUGGGAGAAGGAAUCCCUACAACAUCAGAUUGAAACAGUGGCCAACCAACACACUGAGUCAUUCCUCAAUGUGAAGAAAAAGCUUCAGGCCAAAAUCAGAAACACAGUGGAGGAGAAGGGAAAAUACCAGGUCAGUGCUGAGAUAAAAGACAAGGAGAUUAACAACCUGAAGGACGAGCUGAAGACGCUACAGGUUAGAACCCUGCCUGUGUUCCCUUCUAAUGUCACCCCCUCUUUCUUCCCAAUAAGGCCAAUCUGGCCCCAAGAAUAA